AUGAACGCGUCGUAGUCACAGUCGUCGUCGUCGUCUUCGCAGUCGGUGUGGUUUUUCAUUUUGCUGCGCUUAGUGUGUACCUAUAAUAUUUUUACGAUUUUCGACGAAGACUUAAAAAUAAAAACAGUGCCUGUACAAUUAGAGUUAUUUCUGUUCGCCGCGUUCGACAUGAUAACCAAGAGCGGAGUAGGUGGAGGAAUAGUACGUCGCCCGCUGAAGAGCGGCAGCAGAGCAGGCCAUCCGAGGCCAGUCAGCGGAUUAAGUUUCAGCGUGCUGGAUUUGGCUGCCAUACGGAAGCUGUUGGAAGAAGGCGAUGGCGACGAGACGUGCCCCAGCUGUGGCAUGCCUUUUGACAAAGGCAAAAAAAGAAAGCUCAUCGACUCUUGCGGACACGAACGUUGUUACGCGUGCAUGUUCCGCAACGAAGGUUGUCCGCUGUGCGCCGCGGUGGCGACCGCCGACGACAGCCCGACAAGAGCUUCCAAGAAAUCAUUGACCGAUGAGCCUAUAUAUGUGCAAAACACACGAACUAACAGACCAAGAGUCAAGACUAACGGACACUUUUCACCCUACGUCCAGUCAAGACAAGGUUCACAAGAACUCAGUCAUUCGCCUAGUAGGCUUCCAAGACCCAACCGGAACUUGGACGAAGUCAUGACUCAGAGCUGYCCAACUCCUCCGCAGAGUAGAAGAAAAUUUUUUCUCAGUCCAAAAACCAUACGAAAUCAAUGGUCCAUGCGAAGUGGAUCCAGGUCGCCCUCAGACAACGCACUCUCCGACGAUGAAGGCGGAAACGUGAAACCGCGAGGAUCGUUGAACCAAAGAAGUUGCAAUUCAGACACUCUAUACACAAGACUGGGACUGCUGUUGUCGAGAGACAGCAAUUCCAGAUCAUUUACGGAGGAUGUGUCUUUGUCGAGCAUCAACUCUAAGCCGGUGUCGAGUAAUGGGAGCCCCGUGUCCACGCUCACGGGGUCCUCUGAGACCGAACACAAAGCAAUUAAAGAACAAUCGUCCGACAGCAUCGGAUCUCUCAUGUCCAUGUCUGGACAGAGCAACGGUUCGUGUAGCCCCUUGACCCGAAGACAUUCUGUCACGACAUUACAAGCGGGCUCUGUWGACGAUUUACGUUCAUUUAGAACGAGGCGGCAGCCGACCAGGAGGUCUGCUAGAUCCGGUACGAUUAAGGGACCCAUCGAUCCCAAAGUGCGAUUCGCCCAGUACAGAACAUCUCCACAACAACAACAGCUCCAGCUUCAGCAGCAGCAGCAACAACAACAACAACUUCUCGUACUGAAACCUUUGUUCUUCGAGGUGCCUCAACAAGAAUCAGACCCGUUAUUUCUUGGUCGCGAGUGGUUGGUCCAGGAAAUUAGUAGAACGAUUCUGCAUGCCCAAUCGCCCGGUGUCGCGGUGACUGGGCUGCCGGGUACAGGAAAGACAGCGUUCGUCUUGCAACUCGUCGAGCACAGCUGUUUCGGCCGUAUUCAAUCGAAUCUGUCUGACGUGAAAGUGCCUCAGACUUCGGUGGUUUCUGAAGACGUAAAGUCCCUGGCAUCGCGUGUGGUCGCUUACCACUUCUGCCAAGCCGACAACAACAGCACGUGUCUGAUACCUGAAUUCGUACACUCGCUUGCAGCCCAACUAUGCCAAGCACCCCAGCUAAAUAUGUACCGACAACACGUGCUGACAGAACUCAACCUCCAGGAUUCGCUGUCGAUGCGUGAGUGCAUCGUAGAUCCUGAUGCGGCAUUCACGAGAGGUGUCUUGGAACCGUUAAACACACUUAGUAGACUGGCCAAUACAAUUGGCACCGGUGGUCUAGUGAUCGUCAUCGAUGGCUUGUGCGAAGCUGAAUAUCACCGGCCUGAUCACGGAGACACGAUUGCUUCGUUUUUAGUGAAGCACAUGCCUAAGUUUCCGGCUUGGCUCAAAGUCAUUGCUACACUGAGGACUAACCUGGAAGACGCGUUACCAUCUUUACCGCUGACCAAAAUUUGUGUGGACGUAAACUCUACGAACAAAGAAAAUGUGAUAAAAGACAUGAUGGACUACAUCAGUUUCCGAGUUACCAACAGCGCUAGUAUUCAGAACAAUUUGAUUGCCGGAACAACGGGACAGCUGAAGUUCUGCCAACAUUUGCAAACCGCCAGCGAUGGGUCAUUUCUUUUCGCCAAACUCACUUUGGACCUAAUCGAGAGGGGCCACUUGGUAGCCAAGUCUCAAAGCUUCAAAGUGUUGCCGGUCACGUUGGCUCAGAUAUAUCAGCUCCAUUUCAAUCUGAGGUUUCCGACGACAAGCUCGUUUGAAAAGGUUGCUGAUAUUUUGAGUGUAUGCCUCGCUGCGCUUUACCCGUUAACAAUUUUGGAAAUUUACUAUUCAGUUAAUUCGUUGAACGUUGACGAAUUCAUUUCGUGGGAGGCGUUCUUGCAGAGGUUCAAGUUGAUCUCGGGACUACUCAUAAAACGACUAGACAAUACGUAUAUGUUCUUCCACCCGUCAUUCAGGGAAUGGCUUAUGAAACGCGAAGAUAGUGAGUCGAAGAAAUUCGUGUGUGAUUUAAGAAACGGACAUUUGGGAAUCGCCUUACGGUUUUCGAGACUCCAAGCGCCGCUGGACAGCGAAAAGACUCUGGAACUGGGCCAUCACAUUCUGAAAGCCCAUUUGUACAAGAACGUUUCGYUACAACCUUUGGACGGCGCUUCGUCCAGAGACUUACAGGCCAAUUGGUUGGCUUCAGUGUCGAGCAACGUAUCGUCCGCACUGUGCUCCAUGCGCAACACGUACGCGCCGAAUGUCAAAGUAUCGAGACUACUGUUGCUAGCCGGAGCAUCGCCGGACGUCCGGACGGAUAUGUUGGGACGAGCUCCCGCCAUUUGUGUUUACGCUUAUGAAGGCGUUUACGAUAUGGUGGCGGUGUUGUUGGAAUUCGGCGCCUCCGUAAACGUAUCAAACAGCCAAGGACGGACACCGUUGUGGAUGGCCGCGAGCCGGGGUCACAUCGAUGUUGUUAAACUGCUGAUCGAGGCUGGCGCGUCGCCCGGGCUCACAGAUUCGGCUGGCAGGUGCCCGCUGGUGGAAGCCGCAAAAAACGGACGUUUUAACGUAGUGGCGUUCUUGUCGGGCUGCGAGUGGACCGUGACCGACCCGCGAGCUGAGGUCGAUCACACGGACGCCUCGCAGCAGGCCCUGGUCCAAGCGUCUGGACGUGGGGUGGACGACGUCGUUGAAUACCUACUGGAUGUGGCGGAGGUUACCGUGGAUGGGCAGGACAGCCUGUCGGGAGAGACGGCACUGACUCUGGCAUCUUCCAAUGGUCACAAAUCUACCGUGGUACUGUUGAUCGACCGUGGCGCCCAAGUGUCKUCUGCUAAUGUGAAGAGCAUGAAUGCGCUGGCGCUGGCCGCUCGUGACGGUCAAUGGGAGGUGGUCGAGACAUUAUUGCACAGCGGCACCCACGUCGAUAUUGUCGACUCUGAUCAAAGGACGCCAUUAAUGAUGGCCGCGUCCGAAGACCAUUCUGGUAUUGUUGAGCUUCUCCUAGACAGUGGUGCUGAUUUAAGUGCUGAAGAUCGCCAUGGACAGACUUCAUUAAGUUGGGCUUGUCUGAAAGGACGAGUAGCUAUUGCCCAAUAUCUACUAGAUCGCGGAGCACCCAUCGAUCAUGCAGAUAAGUCAGGAAAAACUGCUCUUGAUUUGGCAACUUUAAACGGAAAUCCAGCCUUAGUACAGCUUUUAUUAGAAAGAGGAGCAUUGAUUGAACAUGUUGACCUUUAUGGAAUGCGUCCUUUAGACAGAGCAAUCAGCUGUAGAAAUGUACCAGUAGUGCAAAACUUUUUAAGAAGAGGUGCUAAGCUUGGCCCAACAACAUGGAAUAUGGCAUCAGGAAAACCAGACAUAAUGUUGGUUUUGCUCAACAAGCUUUUGGAAGAUGGAAACACAUURUACAGAAAAGGAAGAUUAAAGGAGGCUGCCUAUAGAUACACAUAUGCUCUGAAUAAAUUCCCACCAGAAAAUGAACUAGACUCGACAUUCAAGCAACUUCAGAUUAACUUUUAUCUGAACACUUCGCGUUGCAAAAGGAAGUUGAAUGAAGUCCACGAGUCUAUUGAAUUUGCAGAAAAAGUACUGAAGCUGAAACCAACAUCAUUUGAAGCAUAUUAUGCCAGAGCCAAAGCUCUUAAAGAUCUGAGGAGAUAUGAUGAUGCAUUAUCAGACAUUCAAGAAGCUGUGAGACUGGUACCAUCUGGAAAUUCAGACAUUAGACAUGUUCUGUUUAGACUUAAGGAUGACAUACAAAACAAAUUGGCUUUGGACCAUACAGCCAUCAAUCAAGAGAUUGCUGGACCUUCCUACCUCUGAAUAGAUGACAAUGUUCCUAACGACAAAGUAGAUAAUUUUUCCUAAUGAUUUGUUUUUUUUUUUUAGACGAUUUUAUGUGGGUUUUCCAUAAUUAUUAUAAAAGCUUUUUAUUUAGAAACAAAUCGUCAUGUACGUACUUAAUGAUAGGUUACCUGGUUAAUCAAAAUAAUUUAAAACAAAUUUAAUUAUAUUAAAUAAAAUAAAAUAUU
This is a messenger RNA of Diuraphis noxia (Russian wheat aphid), 4571 nucleotides long. RefSeq names its product zinc-RING finger and ankyrin repeat domain-containing protein rolling pebbles (gene rols). Gene Ontology annotation, molecular function: protein binding. The record is from RefSeq and is a predicted model, not a curated record. NCBI's taxonomy places the organism in Eukaryota, Metazoa, Arthropoda, Insecta, Hemiptera, Aphididae.